Messenger RNA from Aedes aegypti (yellow fever mosquito), 3265 nucleotides. Its product is annotated as BTB/POZ domain-containing protein KCTD3. Gene Ontology annotation, biological process: protein homooligomerization. Lineage: Eukaryota; Metazoa; Arthropoda; Insecta; Diptera; Culicidae. The record is from RefSeq and is a predicted model, not a curated record. Bases 335 to 2710 code for a protein of 791 amino acids. The transcript is spliced from 7 exons. Gene Ontology annotation, molecular function: protein binding.
CUCUCUCCCAUCAGUAUGUUGUGAAAAUUUUACGUCGUGUUGAUUUCUGUGCUGGUGGAAAUUUAAUUCCAAAAAUUCGCGAUAAUUCCGAACAGACGGUCCUAAAAACGAUGACCAUCGUUUUCUGAGAGUGGCACUGUGACGAAUUCCACCGGGGAAUCCGUUCGGCGUUUGGGGCUGUUAGUGCGUUUCGAGGGAAACAAUUUGUGCGAUAAUCGGAUAGCAAACAUUUUGGUUUCUUUCAACCACACUCGUUGUGGGGCGGAGGACGAGUAGCCAGUAGCCCCAGCCCCAAAACCCAGGCCAGGAAAAUUGCUAGGCAGGAAAAAAGAAGAUGGCCUUUUCCAGCCACAUCAGCGAUAUCGUCAAUUUGAAUGUUGGCGGAACUAGAUUCUCAACAUCUCGUCAAACCCUGACAUGGGUCCCGGACACUUUUUUCACGUCGCUACUGAACUCCGAGAGGAAUGGUCGGAUCUCGAGCCUCCGGGACGAAACGGACGCCAUCUUCAUCGACCGGGACCCUAAGCUGUUCUCCAUCAUACUGAACUACCUGCGCACCAAGGAGAUUGACAUAAAGUCGUGCGAUAUCCGAGUGCUGCGACAUGAGGCUGAGUUCUACAACAUAUCUCCGCUCAUCAAGCGGCUCAUGCUGUGUGAAGAGAUGGACCAGUCCAGCUGCGGCGAUGUGCUGUUCUACGGAUAUCUUUCUGCUCCAAACAUUCCAUUACAAGAGGUAACGCUGCCUUCAUUCACAACUAGUUCCGUAAGCGGUAUUGUCGCUUCCAACUCAUCAUCCGGGUCAAAUGGUUCCACACAAACAGCUCAAUCCAAGUCCCAACAUGAACCCCAACCUGGCACUUCCGCUCAAUCAUCGAUGCCCCAACAGUCGGCCAGUGUGCCUCCUCUAUCAAUGGCUUCCGGCAGCGGUGUUUGCCAUCCACCGUCAAACCCACGACCCGGAUCGAUGGUACGCGUCCCUGAGUUCUCUCAGAGCUCGGGUUCGUCCGGUAGCAGCACAGGAGGCGCUAGUGGUUCUCGUCAUGCCGGUCAUUCUCGAAACUCAUCGUGGGAUCUCCGCGUUUCGUAUAACGGAAAUGGAAGAAACUCACAGUGGGCUCCCGGACAUUCUCGAACGGCUUCCCUGGACAUGAUGCGUCACCAUUCUCGAAACUCAUCGGUCGAUUUGAACAAAUACAUCCGCAAUGAUGUUGGGCUGGUCUUCGGACCUCAGACGUCCGGGUGGUCCGAUCCGAUGCGUGUUCAAAUCAUCAAAGCUCACCACAACUGGAUACUGGUGGCCUACGCCCAUUUUGUCACGUGCUAUCGGUUGAAGGACUACUGCGGAUGGCAGCAGAUUUUCGUUUCGCCAUACGUGGAGCAUCCGAUCGAGCGGAUAGCCAUCAAUGCCAAAAUGAGUCUGGCCACGUCGGCCGGCGAGCAGUCUCACAGCAAAAUGGUAGCAAUCUCAUACGGCAGUCAGAUCCGACUGUGGGGAAUCUCGGAAGACGGUAGCAAGACGGAUGUUGGCAUUUUCAACCUGAACGUCCGGGUCGAGUAUCUGUUCUUCAUCGGCAGCCAGCUGGUGGCCCUGUCGUCGUCGGGGAAGAUUGGCGUGUGGCACGCGAUGACCCAGCACUGGCAAAUUCAAGAUCUGGUCCCGAUCCUGUCGUUCGACACGGCCGGGUCGUUUCUGCUGCUCGGUUGCAACAAUGGCUCGAUUUACUAUAUUGAUAUGCAAAAGUUUCCGCUGCGCAUGAAAGACAAUGAUCUGCUGGUGACUGAGCUGUACAAGGAUCCUUCAAACGACUCCAUAACGGCCAUCUCGGUGUACCUGACGCCGAAGACCACAACACCGGGAGAUAAAGAAGGUCUGUCCGGUAACUGGAUUGAGAUCGCCUACGGUACCAAGUCCGGCUCGGUUCGAGUGAUCGUGCAGCACCCGGAAACCGUCGGCCACGGACCCCAGCUGUUCCAGACUUUUACCGUGCACCAGAGUCCGGUGACGAAGGUCACCCUGUCGGAGAAAUUUCUCAUCUCGGUCUGUAGUGAGUACAACCAUGUGCGCACCUGGGAAGUCACUCGCUUUCGAGGCAUGAUCUCCACUCAGCCAGGCUCAACUCCUGAGGCUUCCUUCAAGAUUGUGUCAUUGGAAGCGGUAGACUCAACGUACAGCUAUUCGGCUGGCAACGACUUUGGUCCUUUCGGCGAGCAGGACGACGAACAGAUCUUUGUGCAGAAGGUGGUUCCGGACACGGAUCAGCUCUAUGUGCGGCUGGCCUCGAACGGAGAGCGCGUUUGCUUGAUUCGUUCUGUCGACGGUACCACCAUCACGUCGUUCUGUGUUCACGAAUGUGAAGGUUCCUCUCGGAUGGGAUCUCGUCCCCGCAGAUUCAUCCUGUCCGGCCACUGUAAUGGGGCCAUCCAGAUGUGGGACCUCACGACGGCGUUGGAAAUCUUCAAAAAGAAGGAUCAGAACAAAAAACUGAUCGGAGGACCCACGGCGGACGAACUGAUUCGGCUGUUGGAUCAGUGUGACCUUAGCAAUAGUCACUGUUCAACGCCCUGCAUGUCUCCGUGCCCAUCAGCGAUCUCAACGGGCGCCGCUAACGUUGCCAGACUGAAACCGUUCAACGUAGCAUUUCUGAAUCAGUCGGCAGCCGCGGCCGCUGGUCCGGGAUGUGUUCAGCCGAAUCCGGACCAACCGAACUGAUCUAGGCUGAGGGGACGGCAAGGAAUUUGAAAGUGGCUAUGCUGCUAUCUUCAAUUGUAUGAUUGAACGAUUCUAGGCAAUCUUUCUAAGGUAUCCUGUAUUUGUGAUUUUAUGCUUGUAUCAAAAUCGAUUGAUUGUUCUCGUACUCGAACGGUAGAUAUUCGAUAAAUUUUCAAAGAAAACUUUCCCAAACUGUGUAAUCCUAUCAUUUAUCACUAUUUAAAAAAUCAAUAUCAAGUAUGAGAAAUACAAUUAUGAAGAACAUAGAUUUGAUAGAUUUGCGUGCGAUAUGAGAAGACUCGAAAAUAUUCGGAAAGUUUCCUGCAAAAAUCGAUUCAGCCAAUGGAAUGACGUAGAACAGGUCUAAAAUGAGAUAGAUUAUAUGCUAUUCAUACCUACAAGAGCAAUCUUGAUUGUGGAAAAGUUGACAAAAAGUGAUAUUUGCGCUCUAUGAAUUCAAUAUUGCUACUACAAUACUAUUCGUGUUAUCAAUAUUUAAACAUAGUCAAUCCUGUAGAGAAGAACUAUAUUUUUAAUAAAAUCUCGAAAACGUUA